CACCCGUGCAUAUCCUAUGCCAUUGCCUCCGCCGCCUCCAAUUGCUUGCAGUGAUUCUCUAAUAUGGAGACUCUGGGAUAAUGUCUUUCCCAGGAUACGACGAUCUCUGCGAGCUGAAUUCAGCUACUUGGCUGAAGCGGGCCCAGGGUCCACGGAUGGCAUCUCACCAGUCAUAUUCGAUGAUGGAGGAACCACCCGGGAUAUUGACGGUUAUCGUCCAUUCAUAGCCUACUACGAGGCGAUACUCAUCUUCGGCACUGGUCCGAACUGUGCCCCAGGAGAUGUCCAGGUUCCCUGGGAGUGGAAUACAGUGUUCGUUACCCAUCCAGACCCCGAUAUGUGCGAUAAGUACCGUCAAGUACUGAGAAAUUUCAACUGGUACAUGAAGCAGCAUCGUUCAAAAUACGGCUGCAUUCUCUUCAACCAUGAACUGGUGGUGCUCCGGCGGAAGGAUGAUCGUGGAAACCUAGAGAUUUCUGUACCAAUUCCUUUUACUGUCGGUGGUACAGAGAAACCUGAAAUGACAGUUCUAUUGGCACUAUGGUAUCUCGAGAUGCUUGCAGCUUAGGAACAUGCUGAUUAUUGGCAUUUGUAAUGAAGCCGGUUUAUUUAUUCCCGGUGGUUGCCGAAAUUCUAUUUGUUUAGACUACUACGCUGCAUUAAGCCGAGUCUUUCGAGUAUGCGCAUGGGUCAUUGCCUA
Molecule: messenger RNA, 700 nt
Organism: Aspergillus glaucus CBS 516.65
Lineage: Eukaryota; Fungi; Ascomycota; Eurotiomycetes; Eurotiales; Aspergillaceae
Exons: 1
Coding region: 17-568 (183 amino acids)
Source: RefSeq, a predicted model, not a curated record